AUGCGCAGGUCACAUCUUGCACGGCGACGGCCAUUGUGCUCUUCACCUGUGCUUGCCAAGGACGCCGGGAGAGGAACUCUGAGGGGCUGAGUCCGAUCCUGAGGCAGAGACAUGUUUUUUCCUUUGGCAAGGGGAGCUCUGCGCUUCGCGGCUCGUGGCGUGCAGCGUACUGCGGCAAGACAAGUUCACCACAAACAUGGGCCUGAUUUUCAUGACAAAUAUGGCAACUUGAUUUUACUUGGUGGGGCUCUGUUUUGUGUCUCCAUUUGGAGCUAUGUUGUAACACAAACAGGGAUAGAAUGGAAUUUGUCUCCUGUUGGUCGAAUUACCCCAAAAGAAUGGAGAGAGGAGUAGAGAUGCUGGGUUAAAUCCUCUGCUGAAAAGUUGGGAGCAGCCAUGGGUUCGCUGGAGCUUUUAUUGGAAUAUCCUAAUACUUUGCCUGUAGAGGACACAAUUAUCUGUGAUUUAAUAAAUGCAUUUAAACAUUAAAAUUA
Podarcis raffonei (Aeolian wall lizard) is the source of this 494-nucleotide messenger RNA. RefSeq names its product cytochrome c oxidase subunit 7B, mitochondrial. Lineage: Eukaryota; Metazoa; Chordata; Lepidosauria; Squamata; Lacertidae. The record is from RefSeq and is a predicted model, not a curated record. Bases 112 to 354 code for a protein of 80 amino acids. Gene Ontology annotation, biological process: mitochondrial electron transport, cytochrome c to oxygen. The transcript is spliced from 3 exons.